This is a messenger RNA of Cynoglossus semilaevis (tongue sole), 1092 nucleotides long. RefSeq names its product promethin-like. Lineage: Eukaryota; Metazoa; Chordata; Actinopteri; Pleuronectiformes; Cynoglossidae. The record is from RefSeq and is a predicted model, not a curated record. The coding region runs from base 160 to 615 and encodes 151 amino acids. The transcript is spliced from 5 exons.
UAAAGAGACGCAGGAGGAGGAGGAGAAGGAGGAAGAAGAAAAUAAGGGGUGUGUUCUACAGAAGAACAGGAGUGUUGUUGUUUCUGGUGUUUUAAAAGAAAACUCCAGGACGGAGUUUCAGAGACUGAGAUCGGUGGAUCGAACCGGAGAACUUUGAGCAUGGAGACAGAGGACAGGAGUUCUGUGGGAGACUGGCAGCAGCAGGUGGGGAGAUGGACCACGCAGAUAAAAAGUACUUUUGAUGACCCACACCCACAGGUAUCACAGCUGAUGAACACCAGCGUGGGCCAGUACCUGGGCAGCCAUCCGUUGGUCGCCCUGACAGUGAUGGUCUUCAGUGCCAUGGCUGCUCUACCUGUGGGUCUCUUCCUCAUCUUUGCACUUGUCACCAUGGUCAUAUCAGCCGUGGGCUUUGUGUUUGUUGAAGUGACGGUGUUGUUCCUGGGAGGCAUGAGUUUACUGUGUGUGCUCUCUGGCAUCGCACUCUUCUCCGUCUUUGCUUCACUCAUCCUAAUGGCUCUUUAUAUAACCAUCUCCCACAUCCUGGUGUAUUAUCCCCAGCUGACAAAGGAGGGCGCAGUCCAGGAAAAAGAAAGCGAAUUAAAAUCUUCAUAAAAAAAUCUUUAAACUACACUCUGAGAAAAAAAGAUUCAGAAGGCUUAAAUCAGCACUACUGAUUUUGUUGAAUGUUUUGCUGACUUCUCACGGCACAGAGUCAAACCCUGGUGAUUACUGUUAAGUAGAGCCGUAAGACUGUUACUAUUUAUAUAUAAUAAAAUAUUUAUAUAUAAAUGCUUGAUGUUUCAUGAUCUCGGAAGCUAAAGUUGCCAACAUCAGGCAACCCAUGGUAAGAUAGAGGAAAGUUGGUGAAGGAUAAUCAAAUAGGUCGGUUACUGAGUUGAUGUUUGGCAGAGUGAAAAUGUAUUUUUGUUCAAACCCUUGUCCAGCACUUUAACACAUCGUUACCCUCCUGUUUACUGCCACCUGUUGUCUGUGAUGCAGAAUUUUAUGAACUUUUUUUGAUUUAUGAAUCUUUUUUUUCCAUGUGUCCCAGAAAACUGUAUAAGCAAUAAAUAAAUAUAGACCAAAACA